This is a messenger RNA of Sceloporus undulatus (fence lizard), 6452 nucleotides long. RefSeq names its product WD repeat domain 26 (gene WDR26). Gene Ontology annotation, cellular component: GID complex. Gene Ontology annotation, biological process: proteasome-mediated ubiquitin-dependent protein catabolic process. The record is from RefSeq and is a predicted model, not a curated record. Gene Ontology annotation, molecular function: protein binding. Lineage: Eukaryota; Metazoa; Chordata; Lepidosauria; Squamata; Phrynosomatidae. The transcript is spliced from 14 exons. The coding region runs from base 540 to 2471 and encodes 643 amino acids.
CGCAGGCAGAGAGAGAGAGAGGAGCCCAAGAAGAAAGCCCCGUCGCCCGAGGAGGAGGGAGAAGAAGGGGCUCGGAGAGAGAGAGAGAGAGAGAGGCCUGGGAGGCCCAGGGAGGGGGCCUCUGGGGCGGCUUUGGCGGAGGGUUGAGAAGGAGAAGAAGGAGAGCCCCGCUCCUUCCUUCCUUCCUUCCUCCUUGCCUCCCUCCCUCCCUCCUUUCCUCCCUCCUUCCUUCCUUCCUUCCUUCUCCUUUUCCUUCUUCCUUCCCUCCCUCCUUCCCCAGCACCACGGCCGCUCUCGGCGAGGAAACUCUGGCCUCCGCUUCCUCCUCCUCCUCCGACUCGGACACCGGCGGCGGAGCCUCCCCGCCUCCGCGGAAGAAAGCCCGGGCGGCGGCGGCGGAGGGAGCAGGAGAGCCCGGGGCUUCGUCGGGAAGAGCAGGCCGCACCUCCUCCUCCUCCUCCUCCUCUUCUUCUUCCUCCUCCUCCUCCUCGCCGUCCUUCUCCGCCAACAUCAGAGCCAGCACUAGCACCAGCACCGCCAUGCAGGCCAAUGGGGCAGGAGCGGGGCAACAACAACAACCACAACAGCAGCAGCAACAACAGCAACAGCCGCCAUCUCCUCCUCCUCCUCCGCCGCCGCCUCCAGACCAAGGAUGUCUCCUGGCCCAAAAUGGAGAGGCCUCCUCGGCUGCCGGAGCGGAGCAGCAGCCCCUGUCCCACGCCAACGGGCUCCUCCUGCCCUCCUCGGCCGCCGGCAAUGGCAGCAGCAGCGGCGGCGGCGGAGGCAGCGGGGUGGUCGUGGUCGGAGGGGGCCCCGGCGUCAACAACGGGGUCUCGGGCUCCUCCGAGAUGAUGGGCUCCGGAGGCAGCGCCCUCAAGAAGAAGAAGCGCCUCUCGCAGGCCGACGAGGACGUCAUCCGGCUCAUCGGGCAGCACCUCCACGGACUGGGCCUCAACCAGACUGUUGAUCUUCUCAUGCAAGAGUCAGGAUGUCGUUUAGAACAUCCUUCUGCUACCAAGUUCCGCAAUCAUGUCAUGGAAGGAGAAUGGGAUAAGGCUGAGAACGACCUGAAUGAACUUAAGCCUUUAGUACACUCUCCUCAUGCAAUUGUGAGGAUGAAGUUUUUGCUGCUGCAGCAAAAGUAUCUGGAAUAUCUGGAGGAUGGUAAGGUUCUAGAGGCACUUCAAGUUCUACGUUGUGAAUUGACACCACUGAAAUACAACACAGAGCGCAUCCAUAUCCUCAGUGGAUAUCUGAUGUGUAGUCAUGCAGAAGACCUGCGUGCAAAAGCAGAAUGGGAAGGGAAAGGAACAACUUCCAGAUCUAAACUUUUGGACAAGCUCCAAACUUACCUACCACCAUCAGUGAUGCUCCCUCCAAGGCGUCUCCAGAAUCUACUGCGUCAGGCUGUAGAGCUACAACGGGACCGGUGCCUCUAUCACAAUACCAAACUAGAUAAUAAUCUAGAUUCUGUGUCGCUUCUCAUAGACCAUGUUUGCAGUAGGAAACAGUUCCCAUGUUACACACAGCAGAUACUUACAGAGCACUGUAAUGAAGUGUGGUUCUGUAAAUUUUCCAAUGAUGGCACUAAACUAGCAACGGGUUCCAAGGAUACAACUGUUAUUAUAUGGCAGGUUGAUCCAGAUACACACCAGCUAAAAUUGCUGAAGACACUGGAAGGCCAUGCAUAUGGUGUUUCUUACAUUGCUUGGAGUCCAGAUGACAGCUACCUUGUUGCCUGUGGCCCAGAUGACUGCUCUGAGCUUUGGCUCUGGAAUGUACAAACGGGGGAACUGAGAACAAAGAUGAGUCAGUCUCAUGAAGACAGCUUAACAAGUGUGGCCUGGAAUCCAGAUGGAAAACGUUUUGUAACAGGAGGACAGCGUGGACAGUUCUACCAGUGUGAUUUAGAUGGUAAUCUCCUCGAUUCCUGGGAAGGAGUGAGAGUCCAAUGCCUGUGGUGCUUGAGUGACGGGAAGACUGUUUUGGCAUCAGACACACACCAGCGAAUUCGAGGCUAUAACUUUGAAGACCUUACUGACAGGAACAUAGUACAAGAAGAUCAUCCAAUUAUGUCUUUUACGAUUUCAAAAAAUGGCCGGUUAGCUUUGUUAAAUGUAGCAACUCAGGGAGUUCAUUUAUGGGAUUUGCAAGACAGAGUUUUAGUGAGAAAGUACCAAGGUGUUACACAAGGUUUUUACACGAUUCACUCAUGUUUUGGAGGACAUAAUGAAGACUUCAUCGCUAGUGGCAGUGAAGAUCAUAAAGUAUAUAUUUGGCACAAACGUAGUGAGCUGCCAAUUGCGGAGCUGACGGGGCACACACGUACAGUCAACUGUGUGAGCUGGAACCCGCAAGUUCCAUCCAUGAUGGCCAGCGCCUCUGAUGAUGGCACUGUUAGAAUAUGGGGACCAGCACCUUUUGUAGACAACCAGGAUAUUGAAGAAGAAUGCAGUAGCAUGGAUAGUUGAUGGUGAAUUUGGAGCAGACGACUUCUGUUUAACUUAAAUUUAGUCGUAUUUUAAAUGGCUUGGGAUUUGGUGCAAACAAACAUGAUCGAUAGCUGGACAGACAUGCUCGUCAUGAAAAAAAAGAACCAUUUCUGAAGCCCAACUGGGGCCAAACAUUUUACCACCUUGCUUCAUAGUAAACAGUUGAGAUGAAGCACAUCGUUAGAACGUUGUUGGACACCAUGUUGAAGUAACCCCCCCAUCGGUUGUGAAGAACUGUGCUACAUUCAGGCUAACCAUUGAACUCCGUAUAUACAUUUUUCCCUUCUGCCAUUUUGUCAGGCAGACUACUGUUCUUGUUGCUCUUCUGUGUAAUGAAGUUUAAAUGCUUGUUUGGAAAACCUUUUAUUUAACAGUUUAGAAGGCUUGAUAGAAAGAGUGCUUAGUCUGAAGAGUACAUGUUGGAUAGGAAAGUAUUUCCUUCUCUUGUUUCUCUGAGUCUCUCCGCCUUAUUUAGCUUGAGAUCUUUGCAGCUUGGUUCAUGGAUUCUAGCCUUGCUCGUUGCGCAGUAUAUCUAAACCCAGAUGUUAAACCAGUGAAUGACAUGAAAAGCACUCUCAGUAUCACACUUGACAAAAGGUUUUGUACUUUUCACAUAGCUUGUUACCCUAUAAAAAGGUUAACAGCACAAUUUUUUAAAAAAUAAAUUAUUUAUAGCAUUCAAAUAACUUCAUUUGUAUACGUUUGGAAUUUAAACCAGCUUAAAAAUGUCAUCUACAAGUUAAUGCAGUAUAACUGGUGCUCCUCUGGAGUGUUGUGUAAGACCAUUUGGCCGACAGAAGUUUUACACAGACUAUAUAAAGUAUUAUUUUAAAAAAGAAACUUGGUUUAUCAACAAAAGAAUUUGAGAGCUUUCAAAAUUGCCAGCUAAACCACUUUAAUGUAAUUUCUGAAGUUAAUAAAUGAGAAUUCCAAAUUGGCCAUAUCUUGUGCAAUGAUUCUUAUUUGAAAUGUAAGAUCUAAAAUAAAGUUAGUAUUUGUAUUAUCUUCAAAAAUUACCAUCUCUUGUGCAUUAAAGAUGUACACUGUACAAGCUUUCUAGUCCGCUCUUCUCCAGGAUCCUUCUCUGAGUUGGUGCUUUCAGUUGCCUGGCAUUAGGAAUAGUCCCUUAAUUUUCUGUCUGUAUAAGAGACAUAAUAGAACUCAGAGAAAAUGAACUUGGUAUUUGCCCUAACUGCUGAUUUCAGAAUUACUCCCUCUUGUUAAAGGGUGAAAAUGCAUGUAGGGUCAUCCUUAAAAAGAACAAUUCAGAUAAAUAGAACAAUAAUGUGAUGCCAGCUGAAAAAAGAACCAGUGAUGGAAAGAGAAUCUUGACUGUAAGAAAAGGAAGACCCAAGAAAGAACCAUUUUAAAAUGCAUGUUUUGUUUUUAAAUGUACAGAUUCUGUUAUGGAAUCAAAAGUUAGUCACUGCACCUGUGUAUACUCCUCUAACUUGCUACAAAUUUCCUUUCAAGCCUUUUGAUUUAAUGAGAUGCUCCUGAUUGAAUUUACUUAAAUGUCACCAAAGUAGAAAAAAAUGGUAUUCUUCCCACACCAAUUCAGUUUUCUCUUUGAACACAACCAGAACACUUGUUUCAUAAUCUAAAUAGCUAGAAAUGCAACAGAAUGCCUUCCUCCAAGAUCCUUUGAUGGCUUUUGGAGCAGCAAACAAAUUUCUAUCCAUAUUUUGGCUCUUAUAAAUUGUUCUCUUUCAGCUUAUUUUAUCAGUAACUUUACAUUUGUUAUAGUUGUCCAUUCAUGUGCAUUCUGUUCAUUUGAUGUCAAGCUCUUUUAUUUAAAGGCUUAUUAUAGUCUCCUUUUAAGUCUAUAUAACAUUUUAUUUUUGCAGAUACUCCCAUUCUAUCUUGAAAAAUUUUAUAGCUAUUGUUGACAUGGUGCUGCUAUUGCUUAUUAACUCAAAAACAUCUUAGGAGAUUGCAGUGGAUCAAGUGUGCCCCUGUUUAUUUUGAACAGCUGAUAGAAAUCAGAUCUGGUGCUUGUGUUGUAGUUAAGAUUUUCACCACAGAUCCUAAAUCAGUGAAUAAAUUUUGAGAUGUUUUCCUUUCCUUAAAAUACAUAACACUUGUGGAAAACUAGAGUACCAAAAUGGAGAUAUCACUUUCUCCAUUAUUCAGGCAUUCCUGGAUUAUUGCUGUUAUGUAAAUGUAUAUAUCUUUGUGUGAAACUGCAUGAAAAACAUGUUUUGAAACUGACACUUCUGAAUUCAGUGGCACAGUGUGGGCUGAACUGCGUGAGGUAGUUUAAUUCUUCUGCCUUGGUGCAGCAUUUUAUUGUAGAUUACAUUACACUGCACUAAAUAAAACUAAAUUAACAUUACUAUCAUUCCUUAUGGGUAGGCUAAAUAGGUGAGCAGCCUAAAUUUCUGUGAUAUCUGGAUUAAAAAACACCAUUACUGUAUUUCACAUAAGGCCCCAAAGGAGAGAAGGCAUGGAAUAGGUGUAUCUGCAAUAUUCAUUUUCAUACACUGAAAAUAAUCUCUACUAUUGGCUGUUAAUACUGGAGCAACUCUAAUUAUUGGCCAUAUCUUACCCUGAACAGAGGAGAUGACAUAUGGGAAAGGGAUAUAUGUUAGACUACAUUUUGCCUUAGGUUUCUGUACCAGGUCAGUUCCAAAAUAUGCACACCAGCUAAAAAUCACUACAAUAUUUCACCAUCGUGCUUCUGAGUUUAUCAGGUAAGUCAUUUUAAAAUAGGAGCACAAAAGGGGAAAUUGAAUUUAUUUUGUACGUAGCCCUGAAAAUAGCUUUAUAAAUAUGUGGCUUACUUCCCUCACUUUAAGUUUUGGUUCUGAAAUGAGGGGAGCAUAAUACAAAUUUUAAUAUGAAGUAACAGGUGGAAAACUAUUCAAAUUUUGCCAAUAAUCUCAUUCUGGCUUCCAAGCAGGUAUUGUUGAAUGUAAUUUAAUACUAGGAAUUUAGUGCCAUCUUAACUUUAAAAAAAAAUAUCUCCCACCUCAAAGGAAAAAAUGGCUUUAAGUUAAAACUAUUUUCUCAUACCAGUCUUAUGCUGGCAAUAGAUAAAUUGGGGGAUAUAGGGAUCUUGUUUUUUGUUUUAUUUUUUAAAGUUAUCAGCAAAAGAAUGUCUAGUCUGUAAUUUUGGGGUAGGAACAGAAGGGAAAAAGAAACAAUUUCCACUAAGACUUGGUGCCCUUAGUACCCCAAGCACACAAGUUGCCUCAAUUUGAUAAAUUUCAAAUAAACUGUUAAACUGGAGUAUCAAUCAUAUAUAUGGUUAAAACGUAUAUUGCAUUGGCUUGAGUCCAUUUUCAGCUGCCAUAGAACUGCUCAUUUGACAAAACAAUUACAGUAGUAGAAUUUUGGAAACACUUUGACACUUUUUGAACAGGGUGGACUUAAUUGAUUUGUGCAGUGUUGUCUGCAUUAGCUGCUCUAGUUGCUGGAAUACAAACUAGAAACCCAUUUCCUGUUUGUUGCUUUCAGAUUAUCUGAAUUCAGCAAAGAGAGUGUAUGUGUGUGGUAUGAAUGUAUGUGCGUGAAACACAAAACAGUCAUGGAACCAACUGUUCUAGGUACAUGUCAUGUUUUACUGCAUACUUUAAGUCAUGUUGUGUGUAUGUGAAGUGUCCUGACUUUUAAGAUUUUGGUUGAUACCAAUAUAUUUUUAUAAAUUUGAAAUUCAGCGUGCCCCAUCUUUUAAGUGUUUCAUUGUUAGGAUAAAUGUACUAGAUUUAAUUCUUAACACUUCUCAGCACAGAUGGAAAAAGUUAUCGGCUCCUUGAAAACGUAUGAGGAAGAAGCAGAUCCUCAAAGCAUGUAUGUACUUACAAACCAAGCUGUAGAGAUCAAGAAAAGAACUUUUAUUGUUCUCAAAUUUCUAAAUUGUCAAGAUUUAUAUGGAGUUGUGGUGGAACUAGUUAACACUUAGAGCUUUUGGUAUGUAAUGACUAUUUGCUAUGGACUGAUAUUAAAUGUUUCAAAGGA